Messenger RNA from Anolis carolinensis (green anole), 3457 nucleotides. Its product is annotated as left-right determination factor 2. Bases 1041 to 2132 code for a protein of 363 amino acids. Gene Ontology annotation, cellular component: extracellular region. The transcript is spliced from 4 exons. Gene Ontology annotation, biological process: anterior/posterior axis specification. Gene Ontology annotation, molecular function: growth factor activity; cytokine activity; transforming growth factor beta receptor binding. Lineage: Eukaryota; Metazoa; Chordata; Lepidosauria; Squamata; Anolidae. The record is from RefSeq and is a predicted model, not a curated record.
AGGAAAGGAUGACCAGGCGAUAUCCAUAUGAAACCCAAUAAUCUUACAGUCCUUAUAGUGAAAUGGAAUUAGACAUUUGCAUUUAAACCAGCGAAUGAUUCCAGUGAAAUGGAAUUAGACAUUUGCACUUAAACCAGCAGGUAAGCGUGUUAAGAAUGACUUGAGAAACUGCAAGUUACUUCUGGAGUGAGAGAAUUGGCCAUCUGCAAGGAUGUUGCCCAGGGGCCGCCCAGAUGUUUUUGAUGUUUUUACCAUCCUUGUGGGAGGCUUCUCUCAUGUCCCCGCAUGGAGUUGGAGCUGAUGGAGGGAGUCAUCCGCGCUCUCCCCGGGUUGGAUUCGGACUGGCAACCUUCAGGUCAGCAACACAACCUUCAAGUCAUCAGUCCUACCGGCAUGAGGGUUUAACUCACUGCGCCAUCGGGGACUCAUUAACAGACAUUUCCAAUGACUAUGAUGCACCGCCGCAGUGGGAGAAGCACAGCAGUGAGAGAUCAGAUAACCCUGUGACAAAAGCAGGACCAAACCAGUGCUAUAAUGAUAUAAUGGUGUGGGGUUAUGGGAAAACUGGUGCCAGGUUUGGCUACUUAUGAAACAGAAUCUAGUGGUGUUUGGGGGGGAAAAAAUCAGUGUGUGUUAACACAACUGUGGCACACAGGAAAAGUUGCUGUGUUCAUAUGUCUUCCUUUAUGGAAAUAAUAUAAGAGAAAACACAGUGAAUUAAGCAAGUUUGAGCUAUUUGAGUCCAUUGAUUAUUUUGAGGAGCACAUGACCUUGUAAAUAUAGCGCAGGAUACUGAGAGGUGUUGCUUUGGCUUUGCAUACAAAGGGGAUGUAACACUUCCAAGCCCUCUGCCUCACUUCUGCUUGUGGAAUUUGUUAUGCCGGUGGCACCAGACUUGCCAUAAAAAGCCCUUACACUGGCUGUCCUUUCCAUUCAGGCAGCUUCCAGCCUACCAGAGCUGUCUCUUCUCAGUCAAGACCAGCUUGUGCUGAAGAGAGAGACUAAAGGGAUCUUUUUCACAAGUGAUUGCUAGGCAAAGGAUGGCUGUGAGCUUUAGCUGGGUAGUGACCUGUGUCCUCUUCAUAGCUAGCCCUGCCAGCGGAUUUAGCGAGAAAGGACUCAAAGAGAUGUUGCUGGAGAAGCUCAGGCUUCCUGAAGUCCCUGCCCUACAGAAGACAGACCUGGAGAAUGUGGUCAUUCCAGAGAAUGUCCGGAACAAAUAUAUGACCCUGCUGAAGCGUCACCGAGUGAAGCGGAGAGCUUUGCCAAGUCUAGCUGGGAUCUUGAGAGGAAUUCCCGGCAAUGCAGAUAUUCCAGGAGAUGUCCUCUAUUCUGAUGCCACACGGCAGAAGCUGAUAUUUGACAUGGAGGGAAGGAUACCCGAAAACAGUGAAGUUACCAUGGCUGAGCUGAAGCUUUUCAAAAAGCCUUUGGAGAUGAAACACCUGCCCAUCAGGCCAUCUCAGAGGCCGGUCAUGAACGCCAGGGUGAGCGUUUACUGGGUCCAGCUGCAAGACAAUGGAACUAACAGGACUUCUUUGAUUGACUCCAGGUUAGUUCCAAUCAUGGAAUCUGGCUGGAGGAACUUUGAUGUCACACAAGCAGUACAUUUCUGGCUAAAAACUAAGAAGACUGGGCCAAUGUUCCUAGAGAUCUGGAUUGAAGGAGAAAGACUAGGCAGCUAUGCCUCUGAAAUGGCCAAACUGGUGCGCUUUACUUCCCAGGACCCUUCAGAUAAAGCACUUGGCAAACCUGAGUUAGUGCUUUAUACUCUUAACCUGGAAGAAUAUGGAGGACCUGGAGACUGUAAAGAAGGAACCUUGACUGAGAAGACUAUCUGCUGCCGCCAGGAACAUUAUAUCAAUUUCCGAGAGCUGACCUGGACUCAGUAUUGGAUUAUUGAGCCGGCUGGCUACCAGGCUUACCACUGUGUGGGUGGUUGUCGGCAGCCCAAGAACUUGCUGCGCCAUUUCGGCUAUGGAGAGAGAACCUGUGCUGUAGUGGAGAGUUCCCCACUUCCCAUGAUGUACCUUGUCAAGAAGGGAAACUACACAGAGAUUGAGGUGGCAGAGUUCCCCAACAUGAUUGUAGAAAAAUGUGGCUGCAUAAUGGACAAUAUAGCAGUGGUCUAGCUGUGUACACACUGACACACUUGAACUGGUAGUUCUAGCCAACGUGAAAGAGGUGGCUGGCUCUGGAGUUCUUGAUUCCUGCUAUAAUCCCUGUUGUAAAUGCUGUCUUAUAACAUAAUGCUCCUGUUCCUACAUGCAGAACACUUGUGGCAUCUUGCUCGUUUCAUUCAUAGCAUAAUUCUCUCCUUUCACUGAAUUGUGCUGCUACAAAUGGAGGCUGUUCCCAUUUGGACUUUUUCACAAGAAACCAAAAUAACAACAUUCAGCAGCAACAGAGAAGUUCUUAUCAACGCAAUGCAUUUCAUUAGCAUGGGUGGAAGCCUAUGAACCAUAUGAUAUUGGCUCCCUCAUUAUAGUUACAUAAGUUUCUCUUGUUCUUUUUUUUCUUUUCUUUUAUGAUUAGAGUACUAGAGUUGUAUAGUACUUUAGCACAAUGACUAAUAAAACAAUUAAAUAUACAUAUUAGACUUGGAAUGUAAAUAUUAGUGAAGGAGCAUAGGCCGGGGAUCAAUAUUGUUUCUACUUAUUUUAGAGUAGUGACAUAUGCUUUCUUGUAAUAUAUUUUCUUAGAAUUUCUUGUACAUUACUUUGUAAGACAAUCUCAAAAUUCUUUAAUAAAUAAUGUAUAAAAUGUUUUGAACAGGCAACAGGUAGAGACAUCCAAAAUUAUCUAUAUAGCAAUAAAUGUCCAUAGCUUUCAUCUGUCUUUUUUUUCUUAUCAGAUUGUUCCUUUAUGUAAGGUACUGGCACACUCUCUGAACAAGAUACAUACUACCUACUAUCCUCUUUUGUGAUAAUGGGGUGUGAAUUCUCUUUUUCAUCAUGUAAUAUAAGUAUGCAAUAAAAUGUUGUCGCUGAAGGGAGAGCACUCUCUUUCUGUUUAAUAUCCAGUUCCUGAAGCAAUCUGUAGCCAUUUCUCCCAAUCUAAGGGUGCAUCUACACUGUAGAAUUAAUGUAGUUUUACUAUAAAAUUAUGGGUUUUGUAAUGAGCACUUAUCUGUAAAGAAUUCUACUGUAUGUAUUCUUCAGAAGACUGACAAAUAAAUGUUCAAUUGCUGAGCAAUGCUUAAGAAAUCUUCUAACUAGUGGAUUUCUGUGAAAACAAUGUUUGCUUAUGUUUCCAGGAUCAGGCCUAAUCGUAAUAUGAUAACAUUGUGAGUGAUGAAUUUUCUGUAAUCAAUUUUGUAUAUUUUAACAUCUUAUCAAAACAAUAAAAUCCAAAAGUAACAUAGUGAGAUUAUUGCUUGAAUAUAUACACAAACAGUAUUAUUAUUUUAAUCUUCAUUGUUAAAGCAAUUUGAUUUUAUGACAGUAGAUUCCUUUGA